This is a messenger RNA of Chenopodium quinoa (quinoa), 2373 nucleotides long. RefSeq names its product WUSCHEL-related homeobox 1-like. Gene Ontology annotation, biological process: plant organ development. Gene Ontology annotation, molecular function: DNA binding; DNA-binding transcription factor activity. The record is from RefSeq and is a predicted model, not a curated record. NCBI's taxonomy places the organism in Eukaryota, Viridiplantae, Streptophyta, Magnoliopsida, Caryophyllales, Amaranthaceae. Bases 811 to 1983 code for a protein of 390 amino acids. The transcript is spliced from 4 exons.
GAGGGAGUACAAAAUUUUUCUGUUACCUUAUAUUAUUAUACCCUUGAAAAAUGAUUUAUAAAAAGGAAAAUUGUGAAGUGUUUUUGGAGGAGAGAGAAAGCUAAGGAGAAAAAUAGACAAGAAGAAGGGGGCAGUUGGGAUUUAAAAUAAGUGUGAAAGUUACUAAACAUGAGACCAACAAUCAAAUUUAAUGCCUUUUUAUGUAUGCUAGUAACACUUUUUGUAUAUACUUGUAUUUAUUUUUAUCAUAUUAUAUGAAUCACUCACUAUUUAUAUUUGCAUUUUUAUGAAAUGAUGAGGCUUAUCAUAACCCCUUCCCUCCUCCUCGUCACGUCCUUUUUAUUUCCCUUCUCCCAAUAACUUCAGAAUUCCACGCCUUCAAUAUAUAUAUAUAUAUAUAUAUUUUUUUUUUUUUGGCCACUCCUAAUUUUUUCCUUUAAUUUUUUGUCUUUUUCUUGGCCUUUUAUUGCAGUCAACUUGGAUUAUUGUCUCUAUAUUCUUUAACCAUUUUAUUAAAUUUUUUACCCUUUUAUUCAAAACUCCCAAAACAUACCCUUCCUCUUAAUUCUAACCUUCUCUUUCUACUAUUCAUGUGAUCCAUCUCUUUCACUUACUCUUGCACAAUUUUCCAUUUUCAUUCUAAAUUUUACUAUUUUCAUAAAUAUUUGCACCUUAUUUAUUACUUAUAUUCUCUCUUUAUAAGAGCAAACAACAACCACUACUACUACUACUUAGGUUUUUUUUAGUUACAAUAUAUUGUUGCAUUGCAUUUUAUUUUCUACACAAAGUGAGUGAGCUAGAAGAAGAAUUAUGAUGGGUUUUAAUGAAGUUGCUAACCAAGAUCUUAGCUUAGGAGAUCCUUUCAAAGGCGGUCGUAAGCUUCGACCACUCGUUCCUAGGCCUUUUCUCUCAUCUCCUACUCCUAAUCACAAUGUUAACACCACUUGUUUAACGGGUUUUCAUCAUAACCCUUCUAAUCAUCACCUUCUCUCCUUAAACACCACCACCACUCGCCACCAACACCACUUUGAAGAAGGUAAGGAGGCUGUGGGAACACAUCAAGUCAUGGUGAGCUCAAGGUGGAACCCAACGCCGGAGCAGCUAAGGGCGUUGGAGGAGUUGUAUAGGCGUGGCACUCGAACGCCUUCGGCCGAGCAAAUUCAACACAUCACCGCACAACUUCGCCGUUAUGGUAAGAUAGAGGGCAAGAAUGUAUUCUACUGGUUUCAAAAUCAUAAGGCCCGGGAACGCCAAAAACGACGUCGUCAACUUCAACUUCCUAUUCAACCACCUUCUGGGAGUAAGAUAGGUUUUGAAGGUGAGCACAAGAGUUGCAAAUGGGCACAAUCAUCUACAAACAAGGAUGAAUCUGAUCCACCAAUACAAAUAUCAGAAGAAGCAGCAGCCCUAACAAAAUCAGAUACCACGACAAAUCCUAUUUCAUCUGAUGGUUGGAUCCAAUUCCAUGAAUUCCAACAUAAUCAUACUACCAAUAAUAAUUCUAAUAAUUUCAAUAUUAUUUCAAGUGAAAAAAAUUUAUUAUUUGCAGGAGAAAGGAAUUCCACGUGGCAAACUACUACUACACCUACUCAUAAUAACAAUAUUAAUAAUAAUAAUAAUGAUAAUAAUAUUAUGAUGGUCCAACCCUCGUCUUGUUCUUGUUGUUUCCCUUCUUCUGUUCCGUUUUCUCUCUCCUCUAAACAUAAUUAUUUACCAUCCUUCAUUACUUCUAAAGAUCGUAAUUUUGGUGAAAGACCGCCAUCGUCUCCUACCCUACAACUCUUCCCGGUUGUAAGAGACGACAACAACAACGAUGGUGAUGGGGAUGAGGACGAGAAUGUUGAGAAUAAUUCGUGUCUUACGACGACUAAUAACAAUGAUCAUGAGAAAGGUGGUGGUAGUAGUAAUAGUAGCAUUCAUCAUAUGCCUAAGUUAUUGGUGUGUAACAACAACAAUCCUUUUCCUUAUUAUCAGUUUCUUUAAAUGAGACUGUUUUUUUUUAAUUUAUUAGAGUAAAUGUAUUUAGGUUUCUAUUUAUAGUAGUUUAUUUACUUAUUGUUAAACUGUGGGAAAGUCACGUGAUUGACUUCAUUUUGGAGUGACAAUUUUCAGAUGCCUUUUUGUAGUAACUGAUGUUUUAUAGUAGUAGUAUCAUAAAUAUUGAGUAUGACUGAUUUAUAACUACUUUUAGUAUUAAUCUAUUUUUAGUUUUCAAAGUAUGAUAGUGUUAUGUUGAUUGAUUGAUGUUAAGAUAUCACAGAAAGACACAAUCUUAUAAUGUUGGUAUAGGGAAAUGGAGAAUUUCCUUGUAAUGCACUUGGACAAUGUUACAUUUAUAUACUAUGCCUUUUAUUUUAUUUUAUUUUAUUUUAU